Anguilla anguilla (European eel) is the source of this 5695-nucleotide messenger RNA. RefSeq names its product sperm associated antigen 5 (gene spag5). Gene Ontology annotation, biological process: regulation of attachment of spindle microtubules to kinetochore; cell division. The record is from RefSeq and is a predicted model, not a curated record. NCBI's taxonomy places the organism in Eukaryota, Metazoa, Chordata, Actinopteri, Anguilliformes, Anguillidae. Bases 198 to 5615 code for a protein of 1805 amino acids. The transcript is spliced from 25 exons.
GCUUUCUAACGAUUUUUGAAUAUUCAACUGUACAAUCGGAUACGUGCACUAUUGAAAUAUGUUGGGCACUCGAAUUCAGGUUAUCCACCAAUCUUUCAAGUUGGCUAAUAACGUUAUACAGUCUUGAGAUCCAGUUGGCGGAUUCAUUUAGUGUUUUUUCACCCUCUUCUUACUUGUGGAGACCUUUUUAAUUCACGAUGGCUGCAAGAAGAGGGUUCCAAGCUAAUGGUGAUAUCACACCUGUGAUGAGGCCAGUCGAGAGACUACCGUUGAGAAAUCUACAGAAUGAGUUGCUUGGUCAGCAACUCACCUUGUCUGCAACUAAACUGAUGUCCAGUAAACCUGCUUUGAAAAAGAAGGGUGAACCGGUCCAGGUGGAGGAGCUGCCACAUUGCUCAUCUCUCCAUGGCACGUCCAUUGGCAAGGCGCGUCUCGUGGAUACGGAGCUCACGAAGGAGAACGCCACAGUCGUGGCGGCUGUGGAUGACGAGCCGGUCCUUCAGAAGGGCUGUCCUGAUUCCCUCAGAGCUGAGGUGAUUGACAGGGAGAUGGAGCUGCAGUCCAGGACCAGCUCUAGCGCAGUGCUGGUACAGUCGGACCACACAGAGGACAUUACCGGCAGGGUGCUGACAGAACGUGCAGGGGAGGGGGCGGACACUGUUGACACACAGGACCAAUGGGCUUCGGUGGGCUGUUUGAGUGACCGCUCAACCAGCUGCGUAACUCAAACCGCCACAGCGGACUCUGCUGUCGAACACUGCACCGAUAACAGAAUUGGGGACGUGACCUUCAAAUCCUUCCUCUGUUCUGGGGUUGAGCUGGAGAUCCCCGACACCUCUGUUAUGACAGAAGAGACCCUCCUGCUUUUGACUCAAAGUGCGGCAGACGUUUCCAGCAGCUGCUCAUUUCAGAACGAUCUCAGUGGUCAUCUGAGCUUCUCCCAGCACUUGGACCUGGAUUCCAGUAACAGGCAUGAAGACCAUGCUUACUGCUUCCUGGAAAAGGAUGACUCCUGUUCCAGGGAUGAGCUCCUUCCUGUUGGAACCUCUGUUAUGGAGCCACUGGAGCUGGAAGAUCCUCCGGGUGGCCUGGACCCUACCGGCCAAGCUCUCAUGAGUUCUGAGUGUUUGGAGACCAUGCAGGACGGUAGCUCUUUACAUCUUCUCCAAGAAAACAGCAUAUGGUCAUCUUCAGCUCUGGAACACCUUACAGCUAUGCAGAGCAUUACUGCUGACCAAUCACAAGACAAGACAGAGAAGAGUGUUUCUGCUGACCAAACACAGGACACUGCAGAAAAGAGUCUUACUGCUGACCAAUCACAGGAAACUGCAGAGGCAAGUCUUACUGCUGACCAAUCACAGGACACUGCAGAGCAGAGUGUUACUGCUGACCAAUCACAGAACACUGCUGAGCAAAGUGUAACUGCUGACCAAUCACAGAGCACUGCUGAGCAGAGUGUUACUGCUGACCAAUCACAGAGCACUGCUGAGCAGAGUGUUACUGCUGACCAAUCACAGAACACUUCAGAGAAGAGUCUUAUGGUUGACCAAUCACAGGUCACUGCAGAGAAGAGUCUUAUGGUUGACCAAUCACAGGACACUGCAGAGAAGAGUCUUAUGGUUGACCAAUCACAGGUCACUGCAGAGAAGAGUCUUAUGGUUGACCAAUCACAGGACACUGCAGAGAAGAGUCUUAUGGUUGACCAAUCACAGGACACUGCAGAGAAGAGUCUUGGUGCUGACCAAUCACAUGGCACUACAGAGAGUAUUCUUGGUGAUGACCAAUCGCUGGCCACUGCAGAGAAGAGUCUUCCAGCUAGCCAAUCACAGGACAAUGCAGAGGUGAGUGUUACUACUGACCAAUCACAGGACAAGGCAGAGAAGAGUCUUUCUGCUGACCAAUCACAGGACAAGGCAGCAAGGAGUAUUUCUGCUGACCAAUCACAGGUCAAAACAGAGAAGAGUCUUACUGCUGACCAAUCCCAGAACACAGCAAAGAAGAGUGUUACUGCUGACCAAUCACAGAUCGCUGUGUCUCCGACUCUUGCUGGUGACCAAUCACAGUACAUAACAGUUCAGGGUCUUGCUGCUGAGUGCAAAGAGAGUGAAACUCCCUCAGGUUUGCAGAGGGGGAUCUCUGAUGUCACUGCUGGGCAUGCUCAGCAGAGACGCCCCGAAGGCCCUUCCUGCUUUUCUCCCUCCUGCGUGGAGACAGGAAGUCCAGCGCAGGCCAGGAGCUCCCAUCUGAGGGAACCGGGCCCCGGGGGCCCCUGGGACGCCGCAGACAGCCCUGUGGGCCCCAGAGAGAGCCGACUGUGGAUGGGGAACCUGGAGAGCCCCAUGCCUCUGCCACAGCUCAACUCCACCCUGAUACAGUCCAUACUGGGCUCUGCCAUCGCCACACCCCAGACCACAAAGUCUAAUUCAAGGAUACUGCCUCCUCCUGCUGAGGGGGGGGCUGGCCCCCAACCAGGACCCCAGCAGGCACCUGAACACCUGACGGGCACCCAAACGGGGAACCAUCAGGAGAACCUGGGGCCACAGACACCUGAACACCUGACAGGCACCCAAACGGGGCACCAUCAGGAGAACCUAGGGCCACAGACACCUGGUCACCUGACAGGCACACAAACGGGGCCCCAUCAGGAGAACCUGGGGCCACAUACACCUGGUCACCUGACAGGCACCAAGUUGGGCCCCCUGCAGGAGAACCUGGGGCCACAGACACCUGGUCACCUGACAGGCACCAAGUUGGGCCCCCUGCAGGAGAACCUGGGGCUUCAGGCACUUGGAGACCUGGCAGGCACCAAGUUGGGCCCCCUACAGGAGAACCUGGGGCCCCAGGAGCUUGGAGACCUGCCAGGCGCUCAGUCGGGGCCCCUGCAGGAGAACCUGGGGCCCCAGGCGCUUGGAGACGUGGCAGGCGCUCCGUCGGGGCCCCUGCAGGAGAGACUGCGCCAGAUGGGGGAGCUGCUCCUCCGGGCCUCGCAGAACCUGGUCCCCGCGGUGGAGCGCCACAGCGCCUCCACGUGCACGAGCCCGGUACCGGUGGCCGAGCACGGCGUCAACACCUCGGGCCUCUUCGAGCGCAAGAGGGAGUUCACUGUGGCCGAGGCCAGCACCAGCACCGACAGCCUGCCCUGGAACCUGGCCCCCGAGGCCGUGGCAGGAUACUCGCGGCAGGACCUGGAGCAGCGGCUCUUCUCCAUGCUCAUCUUGGUGGAGGCUCUGUCCCAGCAGCUGGCCUCUGCCCGAGCUCACAGAGGCCACGCCCCCCCGCCCUCCGACCUCAGAGACAGGCUGGUCCAGACCGACCAUACAGAGCUCAGCCAGGGCGUGGUCUUCAGAGAGCUGUAUGUGAAGGCCCAGGAGAGGAUCCGGGCCCUGGAGCUGGAGCAGGAGCAGCAGGAGCGCCUCCUGCAGGAGCUGAGGAGCAGCAGCAGCACCAUGACUGCUUUAGGUGCAGAAACUGAGCACGCCCUGUCCAGUGUGAACGAGAUGGGCAAAAUAGCCAGUGAGGACCAGGUCAGCAUCUCUGAACAGAUGUGCCGGAUGAGGACCCUGUACGGGAGGUUCCAGGAGGCUCUGAGGAGAACAGAGGAGCGGAUGCAGCGCUGCACGCAGGAGAAGCUCCUCAUGGAGCAGCAGAGGGAGGAGGCGCUGAGGACCAAGGAGGCGUCCCUGGCGGUGCUGGAGCAGCUGCAGUCUCGCCACGCAGCCCAGGUAGCCGAGCUGGAGAAGAGUGUGGGCUGUCACCUGGAGCUCCUCCCCGCGCUCUCAACCACCUACCAGGAACAGGUGUCUUUGAAUGAAGGGUAUGUGGAGUCUCUUCAGGCUGCUGAUGAGCUCUUGAAAGACACAAUAAGCGAUCAGUCCAGGAUCUAUGAGGAGCUGAGCAAAGCCCAGUUCCUGCUCCGGCGGACCGGUCCGGUUCUGCUCAAGCUGCACCAGAAGGCUGCGGCGGCCCUGCAGGCCCACGACCUGCAGACACGGGACGCAGACCGGAUGCGGGAUGAGCUGGAGCAGACCACGUCCUGCCUGCAGGACGCCCAGCAGGAGAUAGGAGACUUGAAUCUGCAGGUCACCAUCCUCACCUCAGAGAUGGCUGUGCUCAGGCAGCGGUUGAGUGAGUUGGAAGAGGACCGUGCACAGGCAGAGCUGAGGAGCACAGAGCUCUCGGCCACGCUGAGCUCCACACAGGCGUCCUACACCUUCCUGCAGCAGGCGCUCAGCGCCGAAACGCACAGGCUGGAGGAGGUGCAGGGGGAGUCAUCCCGGCGCUUGGAGGAGCUGGGCGGGGCCCUGGCCGAGCGGGACGUCCAGCUGGCGCAAACGCAGAGAUGCCUGCACGAGCUCCAGACGCAGCUCUCCAGUGCCCGCGAGAUCAACGAGUUCCUGCAGAUGGAGAGCGAGGUGUCGCGCGAGCAGGUGGUGCAGAGCGAGGCUCUGGUCAAGUCCCACCUGCAGGGCCUGAGGGAGAGGAACCUGGAGUGUGAGGACCUGAGGCAGGAGCUGCGUGCGCUGCGGCUGCAGCGGGACACUCUGCAGGAGGAGGUGUUCAGCACCCAGGAGAACGCGCGCAGCUUGCUGCUGGACAUGGGGAAUCAGCUGGCCCUGGCCUCCACCGACAUCAUCCUGCUGCACCACAAAGUGUACACGCUCACCUCCGCCCUCAACACCACCCUCAGCACACAGAAGCCUGACAGCUCCUAUAAGGACACGGCCCCCCCCUCGCUCGCCGCCCCCCCUCGCCACUCCGCCCGGUCGUUCGUGGACUCCAUCAUGGUGGCCGCCACCACUGAAGAGGCACAGGCAUCUGAGACGGACGAAUGCCCGUCUGCAGCUCUGGGCAGUGGAAACAGCGCUUUUACUCGCAUCCCCACCACCACCCCGAAGAAAUGCGUAGAGGAAGGGAGCGAGGUGCCGCAGUUGCUGGGGGGACUGGGAGACGCCGUGUCCCAGCUGGUGUGCACGGUGGACCGCGUGCGCGAGCUCAGGGACCGGCAGUGUGAGGAGCUGCAGCACACAGUUUCCCGCCUGCAGGGGGAGCUGGACUCUCAGGCCGCGGUAUACGGGUCGCAGGUGGCUGAUCUGAGAGGGCAGGUGGCGCAUCUCCAGGCCCAGGUGGAGAAGGAUGCCGUGGACCUGCAGCAGAAGGCCCAGGAGGAGAAAACCUUGAGGAAGCUCUGCAGUGACCUGGAUGAGAGCAGAGAACUGCACCAGCAGCAGAAAUCUGAAAAUAAAGAGCUGCGCAGAGAGCUGUCCGCGCUGCGGUCUGCCCUGCAGCAGGCGCAGGUGGAGGCGCAGUUCCUGAAGGAGGAGCUGUCGGGCAGUCAGUCCGCAGGACGCUUACCGGCCCUGGAGGAGAAGGUCCGCCUUCAGAAGGAGGUGGAUAAACUGAGGAAGAGUCUGAGUGAGACCGAGGACUCCAGGAGCAAACUUCUCGAAAGGGCCAAGAGACACCAACUUGUGCUUGAAGCCAACCAAAGGAGUCUGGAGAGGGAGCUGCACAUUCUGGACCAGACGCUCGAGACUGUGAAACGGACUCUGUCAUCUAUUCCAGAAGUGGUCAAGGACUGUGAGCAGCUACAAAAACUUGUCACUUACCUUGGAUAGUGUCACAUUUUAUUGUUUUCUUUAGAUAAUCAGAAUUUUUAUAUAUUGUGUGUCACUUAUUAUGCAACUAAAAAUAAACA